Molecule: messenger RNA, 2657 nt
Organism: Pelobates fuscus (common spadefoot toad)
Lineage: Eukaryota; Metazoa; Chordata; Amphibia; Anura; Pelobatidae
Gene: PROS1
Product: protein S
Exons: 15
Coding region: 174-2195 (673 amino acids)
Cellular component (GO): extracellular region
Molecular function (GO): calcium ion binding
Source: RefSeq, a predicted model, not a curated record
GGAUGUUUCCUGGAAUUGCCCUGGGAUCAUGGGGCCUCCCUCCUGAGUCCUGUUUACAGCUCCCCCCCAGCCCAGUGCACUGAACGAGCGGCUGAGCUGAGCUCACAGACCACACUGAUCAGGGAUCAGGCAGAGGCAGUACAGGAAUCUCUUCCUGUGCAUCAAACUGAAGCAUGCAGCUACUGGGCAAACUCUGUGCCCUUAUCCUAACUUCAUCUCUCAUCCAACUGGAUAUCUACUGCCAGGGGCGCACAUUUUUGUCUCCACAGUAUGCUUCCAAUUUUCUCAUACGAAAACGUAGAGCAAACUCGUUCUUGGAAGAAGGCAAAGCAGGAAAUCUUGAGAGAGAAUGCAUUGAAGAACUGUGCAAUAGAGAGGAAGCAAGGGAAGUUUUUGAAAAUGACCCAGAAACGGAAUAUUUUUACCCAAGGUACUUAGAUUGCCUUGGCACUCACCGCAAGGGAAUGUCUAGCAGCGUAAACUAUUUGAGUUAUGAUGGGACUUCUGAUCUGAGGAGUUGUGUUAAUGCAAUCCCUAAUCAAUGCAACCCUGUCCCGUGCAAUAAGGAUGGAUAUCAGGAAUGCGUAGAUGAGAAAGGAGACUUUAAAUGUAUUUGUAAACCUGGGUGGUACGGGAAAGAAUGUGAACUAGACAUCAAUGAAUGUGAUGAGCCUGAUAAAGUGAACGGAGGAUGCAACCAACGAUGUGUAAAUUUGCAGGGAAGUUAUCGGUGUGCUUGUGAAGAUGGUUACUACCUGCAUGCAGACAAACAUACCUGCCUUGAUUUAAAUGAAUGUGAACUGGCCAACUUGUGUGGGAGUGCAAAAUGCAUUAACACCCCUGGGAAGUAUGACUGUGAAUGUGAUCCAGGCUAUAGAUAUAACAUCUCCUCCAAAGUUUGUGAAGAUGUAGAUGAAUGUGCUGAGAAAGUAUGCACUCACAAUUGUGUUAAUCGGCCAGGAGGUUACACUUGUUACUGUGAUGGAAGAGAGAAAUUUAAGCUUGCCCAAAACAAGAAAUCGUGUGAUGUCAUCCCAAUUUGUGUGCCACUGAAUCUGGAGACAAAUUAUGAACUACUCUACUUAGCUGAACAAUUCACUGCAAUACCUGUAGUUUAUGUGACCUUUAAACUGCCAGAUAUAACUAGAUUUUCUGCUGAAUUUGAUUUUCGAACGUACGAUGGAGAGGGAGUCCUUCUGUAUGCCGAGUCUCCUGAUAGCAAUUCCUGGUUACUGCUUGCUCUGAGAGACGGAAAGAUUGAAAUCCAGUUCAAGAAUGAAUUAUGGACCAAGGUUACAUCUGGUGGGAAGUCCAUCAAUAAUGGUGAAUGGCAUAUAAUAUCCGUGGAAGAGUUUGAAACCAUGAUCAGUGUGAAGAUAGCAAAAGAAGCAGUUAUGAAUAUCAAUAACCCCACAUCUCUGUUCAAACCCAUCAAUGGAAUUUUGGAAACCAAAGUUAACAUUGCAGGACUGCCACGGAAGGUGGAAAAUCUCAUUAAACCGAUUAACCCACGAUUGGACGGAUGUAUUCGUGGAUGGAACUUAAUGAACCAAGGAGCUCUGGGAGUAAAAGAGGUCAUCCAGCAAACGCAGAGCAAGCAUUGCCUAGUGUCUGUGCACAAAGGCUCCUAUUAUCCUGGGGGUGGACUUGUCCAAUUUCUAGUGAACUAUAAGAACGCAUCAACCGAAGGAAAUUGGUCAGUGAAUGCUACUCUAGAUAUUCGGUCAUCAACAGGAACUGGUGUUUUGUUUGCCUUGGUUUCUGGGAAGACUGUGCCUCUCGCUCUAGCUAUGGAAGACCAGUCAUCUGAUAUCUUACAGGACUUGGUGGUUAGCGUACAUAAUGUUAUCAUUGCACGGCUGGCAACGAAAAGGAUUUGUACCACCAAGAAUCUUCUAGUGAAUUUGAAAGUCACAAAAUCUAACGUAGAACUAGUGACUGAUUCAUAUACUGAAAUCACUUAUUCACCUAAAGAGCAACUGGUUAAACAACUUUCCAUUUUGGACCAAGCAAUGAAAGGACAUGUGGAUACAUAUUUGGGAGGAAUACCAGGCAUUCCGCUUACUGCUACUCCGGUGUCCGCGUUUUAUAUUGGCUGCAUGAAUGUGACCAUAAAUGAUAAAUUGUUGGAUUUGGACGAAGCGGUGUUCAAGCAAAAUGAUAUCCGAUCACAUUCAUGUCCUUUAGUUCAAUAAUCUUAUUUGGUUUUAUUUUUAGAUACCACUACUGAGUAACCAAAGUUUUUUUGUCCAAGACAAAGUGUGCCAGAAAAGCAUUGCUAAUAUGAUGGAAUUCUUGAAGUGCCUAGAUUAAGUUCAUUAUAUUUUUGGCUCUGGCACUAUAAGCACAUUUUUUCUUUUUUUUUCUAUUUUUCCUUUUCUUGGCAUUCCACAAAUUUACACCAAGCACCACCGUGUAUUGCCUUUGAUCCUAUUAUGUGAUUUAUGUCAGUGUUAUAAUUAUGAUAUAUGUUUGUAUUUCAUAGAUAAAAUCUAGUUUCAUUAAGAUUUAAACCGAAGGGGAUUUUUUUUUCUAAGAACUUUUAUGAAAUAUACGGGGAGUUUAGAACAAAAAAUUCAAACAAUUUUACAUACUGUUUUGUCAUAUAUUGAAACCGCUAGAGACAAAUAUAUUGUACAGUAAAAAACAAACAAACA